AUGCGCUCGUUGCCUCGGUUACAGCGUCCAUGGUCCCGAAAGAUGGCGGGGCGAAGUGUUGGUCCUCGGAGACGGAGCGUUUCAGGCGCUCCGCUCCCGCCGCGCGUUCAGCAACCAGCAGCGUCUGGACGGGACCUCCUUGCCAGGGAGGAAGAAUAUAAGCGCUUGAAUGCAGAAUUAGAGGCAAAAACAGCUGUUCUGGUUCGACAAGCUGAGGAAGUAAUAAGAGAUCACCAUGAAGUACAAUCAAGGCCGGUUUCAACACAAAUUAAAUCCUAUGAAAAGGAAGAGAAUUGCAGUUUAAGAGAUCUAUUGUCUGAAGAGAUAGUUCAUCUGCAUUCAGAAACUAAGCCAAAGACCAAAAAUGUUGAUGCAGUAAACAAGGUUCCAAACAAACUGCGCUCUGCAAAUAAAGGAAGAAAAACAAAUUCAAGUAUAAAAUUGAAAUACUCUGAUAUACAGACUGCCAAUGAUGUUGCUAUUCCAGAGGAUUUCUCAGACUUUUCUCUUGCAAAAACAAUUAGCAAAAUUGAAGGGCAACUCGAGGAAGAAGGUUUGCCUGAUUGUAUAGAUGAUGAUAUUUUUUGUGGUGUUAGUAACGACAUUGGAAUAGAAGCCCAGAACAGAUUUCUAAAGGCCAAACUCCGUGUUAUGCAGGAGGAAUUGGAUAAUGUUGUAUAUGAAUGCAAUAAAAAGGAAAAUGAAAUUCAGGAUUUAAAGUCUCAAAUAAAAAACUUUGAAGAAGAUCGUGUGAGACAGCAACGAACAAUUAAUUUGCAACAGUCUCAAACAGAAAAAUAUAAAACUCUUUUUGAAGAGCUGAAUAAAAAAUGUGAUGGAUUACAGCAACAGCUGUCUUCAGUAGAAAAGGAAUUAGAGAGUAAAAGAAGACAACAAAAACAGGCUGCCAGUAACCAAAGUGCUACAGAAGUUCGGUUGAACAGAGCUCUAGAAGAGGCAGAAAAGUAUAAAUUGGAGUUAAGUAAAUCAAGGCAAAAUAAUAAGGAUAUAGCCAAUGAAGAACACAAAAAAAUUGAAGCACUAAAAUCAGAAAACAAGAAGCUAGAAAAACAAAAAGGAGAAUUAAUGAUAGGGUUCAAGAAACAGUUAAAAUUAAUUGAUGUUUUAAAAAGGCAGAAGAUGCAUAUUGAAGCUGCCAAGAUGUUGUCUUUCACCGAAGAGGAAUUUAUGAAGGCACUUGAAUGGGGAAAUUCAUAAAUUAUCUACUUUAUAUAGACUUUGUAUGUCUGUCUAACUGUAUGACCCAUAUAUAUUUUAUUUUAAGUUUUAAUGCACUGUUUUUACUCUAAGUAAUGAAGACAUUUGGUAAUGAAAUCAAAGUAAUUCCAGUGAAUUCCCUGUUCAGAUUUAGGGGAUACAAAAUUGAUAUGUAAAAUAAUAGGAAUUUAACUUUUGUUUCUUUCUUAUGACCCACUUGCCAUCUAAUAUAAAG
Messenger RNA from Neogale vison (American mink), 1453 nucleotides. RefSeq names its product testis expressed 9 (gene TEX9). NCBI's taxonomy places the organism in Eukaryota, Metazoa, Chordata, Mammalia, Carnivora, Mustelidae. The transcript is spliced from 12 exons. The coding region runs from base 1 to 1218 and encodes 405 amino acids. The record is from RefSeq and is a predicted model, not a curated record.